AUGCUGGGCCAGGUGUGUUUCCUCUGCGAUCCCGUGAUGGGACUCGGGUAUCGACCAAACACAACUCUUCGGUUGGACGUUGAGGGCCUGUAUUAUUUGCUGGCCAUUCCACGAACCCUACGAGUGCUCUCCAAUCCCAAGAAUGUCAAGUCCAGGCCCUUGGACACCUACGAGCACAACUUGGUGAUUGCAUUUGGUAGCGACCAGGUGAGGCUCUCAAAGGAGGCCGAGGCUGUUGGGUAUGCCAAAAAUCACACAGACCAGAAGAGCAGUACCUGGCUGGAUUCGGGAUUUGUGACGGUGAACCAGAAGAUAAGCCAAGUGGUGACACCCUUUUUGUCUACGUUCAUCAACGGCCAGAUCGAUAACGCCAGGGAUCGAGAGCAUAAGCGCCUUGCCGCCGAGCAUCACCGGACCGCCACUCACGUUGACCUGACUGUCGGCAACAUUGUCACCUACCAGCAGUACAUUGCGGCCAAUCUCGGUCAGUUGAUGGAAUACACGACGGUGUGGAAGAAUCCGUACGAUGAGUUGCGCGAUGUUGUCAACUCCUUGCUCGCUGCAGGACUGAGUAUGAUCCCGGUUAUGGGUCCCAUUUUCGCCGCUGUUGAAACCGUCGCCUACGAUGCCAUGUGCCAUCCAGAAUGGUUUGAAGAUCCAGCUAAUAAAUCGAGCCUUGCUGCUGGUACAGUUGCGGGAUCUGGGAAUAUGUUUAAAAUGGUGAACGGAGCGAAACUGUUUAAGUACCUUCGCAGGCGCUGA
This is a messenger RNA of Penicillium brasilianum, 762 nucleotides long. The record is from the annotation of a GenBank genome assembly. NCBI's taxonomy places the organism in Eukaryota, Fungi, Ascomycota, Eurotiomycetes, Eurotiales, Aspergillaceae.